CCAGAUUCACAGCACAAGGGCAGACUCCGAUCAGAGCUCCCUCCCCUGCAGGUGACUUCGAGGAAGACAGUCAAGCGCCGCAGCCCUCCCACUCAACCCAACUUCAACACGGGUCCUUUCGGAAACUGUGUCCACGCAGAGCAACGCCGCAACUCAUAUUCAGGAAGUUCAGCAAUGACCACCGCUCGUCCCCCAGCACAGUUUGCUUUCCGAAGCAACGCCGGCUUCUCCGUUGCCGACGGACCCCCGCGCAAUGCUGCGGUUGAAGGAUUCUCUAGCUCCGACGACGUGCGAGUAUUCUCCUACAGCCCGAAAGGUCGCUAUAUCGCCUGGGUUUUGGCAGCUCAUGUGAAGAUUUUCGACGCGUCCAGCAACGAGCUGGUUCGAGAGAUUCCUUUGCAGAACGUCAUUGAGAUCGAGUUCUCUCCUCAAGGAAGCUACCUAUCGACUUGGGAGCGCUUCGUGAAGGAGGCAGACCCGCAAGCUCCGGCGCACCAGAACCUGGCGAUCUGGAAUGUCGCCACUGGCGAAAGGGUUACUGGGUUCUCACAGAAGAACCAGAAGGGCUGGAACGUGACGUGGACGGAGGACGAAGCCCUCUUCGCGCGUUUGGCGACCAAUGAGGUCCAAAUUUUCAACGCCAAAGACGUUGGGAAGGGCGUUGAGUCACGCCUGAAGGUGGAAGGAGUUACGGACUUCUCCAUUUCACCGGGGUUGAAGCCUGUUGUCGCUGCGUUCGUUCCGGAGAAGAAGGGGCGUCCUGCGGCGGUCACUCUGUAUGGCGUCGACAACUUCAGCACUCCGCUAUCGCACAAGUCCUUUUACCGAGCGGACAGCGUUCAGUUCCAUUGGGAUAAGCUGGGAACGAACGUUAUUGUGUUCACGCACACGGAUGUGGACAACACUGGACAAUCAUAUUAUGGAGAGACGCAAUUGUACUUCCUUUCGACCAUUGGCAGCUUUGGCUGCAGAGUAGAGCUAGACAAGCCCGGACCUGUCCACGAUGUCGCAUGGAGCCCAAAUGCCAAGGAAUUUGUGGUUGUUUACGGCUCGAUGCCCGCAAAAGCGACGUUGUUCGACCACCGUGCAAACCCGAUCUACGAAUUCGGCCAGGCUGCCCGAAACACCGUCAAAUUCAAUGCCCACGGUCGAUUGUUGUUCAUCGGAGGGUUUGGCAAUUUGGCGGGUGACCUGGAUAUUUGGGACCGGAAAACAUUCAAGAAACUCACAACGAUACACGCCGCCAACACAUCCACAUGCGACUGGUCUCCCGAUGGUCGCCACAUCAUGACCGCGACGCUUUACAAACGGCUGAAGGUCGACAACGGCAUCAAAAUAUGGCACUACCAGGGCGUUUUGGUGCACGCCAUCGACGUGAAGGAGAUGUACCAGGUCGGAUGGAGGCACAGCCCGCCACAAAACUGGCCAGAGAUCCGGAACCUCUCUCCAGCGCCGCAAUCCGGUACGGCGACGCCUCCAGCCCCCGCGAAACCCAUGGGCGUCUACAGGCCACCGGGGGCCCGGGGUCCGACACCCUCGCUUUUCACAGACAGAACGUCGACGCCGCCAUCGGAUGGGCCUGGCCGUCAGGCGAAUGGUGGAGGUGGUGGUGGAGUGCCUGGAAUGCCUGCGCGGCAGGAUAGCAAUAACAACGCAUCGAAAACGGCAAAUAAGAACAAGAAGAAACGUGAUGCGAAGAAGAAGGAGGACGCACUACCAGCCGCCCCUGAAGCGCCCGCAUUCAUCCCCGCCGUUGCCGGGGCAUCCGAAGAAGCCAUCGCGGCUCUGCAAAAGAAACAAAAAGUCGCAGCGAAGAAGUUGAAACAGAUCGUGGAUAUCAAGCAGAAAUUAGCCGCUGGGGAGAAGAUGGAGCUGACGCAGAUUAAGAAAGCGGAGGGAGAAGCCGCCGUCAAACAGGAGUUGGAUGAUCUGCGGAAACAGCUGGAGAGCUUAGGCGUAAAGUGAGGUGGAUAGAGCAUGUAGAUUGGAGACAUGGAUUCGAGUUUAGGUAGGGCUCUGGUGGGGGAUCCCGUUCGCCGCUUGACUUGGAUCACCGCGGCCCCAGCGCAAGGAUGUGCUCGUUUCUAUCAUUAUACGUCAGCAAGCUGCAGACCGUCCGCGGAGGGCCUGUUCCUCGAGGGGCCGACCAGUGAACCAAUAGCAUCUGGAUCUCUAGCAAGAUAAAUAUUCGCGCGUGGUGUGCCUAUAUACAUGGGUGGCUAUGUAGCAGAUAUGUCGGGAAUGGCCGUAGAUUAGAUAUUUUCGUCGGAUCUCGCCGCCGGGGAAUAGAUAAUGAUUUCGGAGCGUUGUCUAUGAGUUCAUUCGUUCUUUGUGCCUGGUUGAUGGAAAAUUGA
This is a messenger RNA of Fimicolochytrium jonesii, 2354 nucleotides long. RefSeq names its product eukaryotic translation initiation factor eIF2A-domain-containing protein. The record is from RefSeq and is a predicted model, not a curated record. Gene Ontology annotation, biological process: translational initiation. Bases 175 to 1965 code for a protein of 596 amino acids. Gene Ontology annotation, cellular component: cytosolic small ribosomal subunit. Lineage: Eukaryota; Fungi; Chytridiomycota; Chytridiomycetes; Spizellomycetales; Powellomycetaceae. The transcript has 5 exons. Gene Ontology annotation, molecular function: protein binding; tRNA binding; translation initiation factor activity.